AUGGCGACAUCUAAAGCUGCCCUUUGCUCCGAAAAGCAUACCGGCGGAUACGACGAAGCGCGGCACCCGGUCGACCACGAGAGGAACGCCUCCUGGCUUCUCCCUUACAUCCAGCUCUCGCGCCUGAACCCUCCGAUCUCGUGGUUCCUCGUCUUCCUCCCGGAGAUAUUCGGCGUCUUACACGCCGCCGCGGCUCUCAGGAGUCCGGGGAGAGAUGUACUACGUGUGGCCGCCGUGAUUCUCGUCCACAGCUUCUUCGUCAGCAACGCGGGCGUCGCGUGGAACGACCUCGUCGACGCGGACAUUGACGCAAAAGUCGAGCGCACAAAGAACAGGCCCAUCGCAAGGGGCGCCAUAAGCUGGACGGCGGCAUUCGUCUUUGUCUGCUCGCAGGUCGCCUUUGCUGGCAUUUGCCUGAUGCCAGUGCCGCGUGCUGCGGUGGUUGCGAUGGGUCCGAUCGUGGUGUCUACGGGGUACUAUCCCUUUGCGAAGCGACAUAUGCCGGCGCCGCAGCUGGUGAUUGCCUUUUGCAUGAGCUGGGCUGUCAUGUUUGGGCGCCUGGCGAUGGGACGCGACGACGACGGGGGUCACUGGAUGAACGACAAGCCCGUGGUCUACCUGAUGGCGGCGACGGCGGUGUGGACGGUUCUGUGCGACACCGUCUACGCACACCAGGACCUGGCCGACGACUGCAAGGUCGGGGUGAGGGGCCUGGCGGUGCUUGUGCAGGGAUACGCAAAAUGCUCCUUGUGGCUGCUUCUGGUCGCGAUGGUUACGCUGCUGUACUAUUCCGGCGCUCACGACGGCGUGGCGUAUCACGUCUUUAGUGUAGGAGGAUGCGCUGUCUACACGGCCACGAUGCUCGCGCUGGUGGAUUUGAAGGAUCCGGCGAGUUGUGGAAAAUGGGCGGGCUCGUCGUUUGGCUUCAUUGGCUUUCUGAUUGCGAGCGGGCUACUGACCCAGUAUCUGGCGACCUAG
Molecule: messenger RNA, 978 nt
Organism: Penicillium samsonianum
Lineage: Eukaryota; Fungi; Ascomycota; Eurotiomycetes; Eurotiales; Aspergillaceae
Product: 4-hydroxybenzoate octaprenyltransferase
Exons: 1
Coding region: 1-978 (325 amino acids)
Biological process (GO): ubiquinone biosynthetic process
Cellular component (GO): mitochondrial inner membrane
Molecular function (GO): 4-hydroxybenzoate polyprenyltransferase activity
Source: RefSeq, a predicted model, not a curated record